Molecule: messenger RNA, 2616 nt
Organism: Octopus sinensis (East Asian common octopus)
Lineage: Eukaryota; Metazoa; Mollusca; Cephalopoda; Octopoda; Octopodidae
Product: neuronal acetylcholine receptor subunit alpha-3-like
Exons: 12
Coding region: 701-2128 (475 amino acids)
Biological process (GO): nervous system process; chemical synaptic transmission; monoatomic ion transmembrane transport
Cellular component (GO): synapse; neuron projection; membrane
Molecular function (GO): neurotransmitter receptor activity; transmembrane signaling receptor activity; extracellular ligand-gated monoatomic ion channel activity
Source: RefSeq, a predicted model, not a curated record
UAUAUAUAUGUAGUUGUUAUCACAACGUGAACAAAAUAUAAACUCAACUAGAAUUAAAAAAAAAGAAAAACGUUAUAUACACGGAGCAUUAAGUCGUCUUCCUAAAGACGAAUGUAACACAUUUUUCUGCUACUGGUCUCUUUUUAAAACAAAAACAUUAUAAUCGCUGCACAAGUAUUCAACGCCAGAGUAAACAGGAAAGGAUGUUACCUUGAUAUCGGAACGUUUGUGUGAAAUGGAUGAAGCCCAACAAGAGCAAACAGAUUUAGAAUAUCUAUUACGCUAGAGAUCCUUAGAGGUAAUGGCGUUGCUACAUAAAUUAAAUAAGUUGAAAACGUUUUCAUAAUUCAAAUUUGGAGAUUAACAUCAUUGCUUGUGGCACACAGAGGAAAUGUGCAAAAAUAAUAUUUACACAUAAAACUACAAACGGAAGUAGCAAAAAGUUAUUCGGGGAAAUCAGUCAAAACGCUUUCUCUACAAUGCAAAAUCUACGGACUUACAGGAAUGAGGUUUCCUGGGACAGCAGGAAAAAUGUUACUGUUUGUCAUCAAAAGCAGCACUAAUGAACACUGCAAGAGAGAGGUAACAAACAAGGUUGAUCAAAUCACAUGGCAAGGAAUUAUUAUUAGUUGCUGAAAAAAUCAUUAUGCUGCCGAGAAUACAAGAAAUUAGUAUUUAAAGACGAACUGCUGAUCUCACCAUGACAGUCAUGCAAAUUAUAAUGACACAUUUACCUCCAGGGAUACAUGGAGUAUUGAUUAUCUGCUGUUUGUUUAUAACGGUUUCUGCAUUCAAUUUAAGUCCAUCUGAGAGAGAACGCUCAAUUCGACAGAACAUUCCAGGUCGAGACUAUUCUGAAUUAUCUCGUCCAUCAGAAUUAGUUGAAGUUGAUGUCGAUGUACUUCUUUAUAUGGUGAAUGAAUUGAAUUUUCGAAAAGAAACUCUAUCUAUGACAGGGCGAGUGAAAACAAAAUGGAAUGAUCCGUCUUUAACAUGGUAUCCUAUGCAACAUAAUAAUGUCACCUUCAUACUUCUGCCCAGAAAGCGAGUUUGGAGUCCAGAAAUUAUCAUUGAUAACAUAGCCGGUGAAGUGAAGCCGAUAGGAGACAGAGCAAAAGAAGAUCUCAUCCGGUUAGAAUAUACAGGGAUGGUUCACUGGGAUGUUUCUCUAACUUUCUCAACACAUUGUGAUAUAGAUAUCACAUAUUACCCAUUCGACACCCAACGCUGUACACUUGAACUGGGAGAAUGGACGUACACACGUAAAGAAAUUAAUUUCACUACACACUCCAAAGGGAUCGUGUUAGAUUCCUACAAAGACAACGGGGAGUGGAAUAUUAUCGGAACUUUCGCUCAACCGAAACAAUACGGGGCGGAGUAUAUGCAGCUUCACUUCGGCCUUGUGAUGAAAAGAAAGUCUCUUUACUAUAUACUGAACGUUAUAGUACCACUUGUUCUCAUCUCAAUUUUGUGUGUAAUAAGCUUUCUCAUCCCAUUGGAUGCCGGAGAGAGGGUCUCUUACUCAAUCGCGGUCUUGCUAUCACUUGCCGUUUUCCUAACUGUAGUCAGUGCAAACAUGCCAUCUACGUCAAAAUACGUCUCUGUUUUAGCGGUAUACCUGGUUACGGUAAUGAUUAUCAGUGCACUCACCUGUGUCAUGACAAUCCUUGUAAUCAGAGUGUACCAUCGGAACGAUCACGAGUGUCCUAUACCUUUGUGGUUGCAGAAAUUUGUCGGCAGCUUUGCACCUCUUCUGUCCGGAAGUAGCAGUGGCAUCAUUGUGAGCCAACACAGUUCCCCUGAGCACGUAGCCGAAACUGGUUGGAGCCGAACUAACACCGCUGACGAUAUACACGAACGACUGGAAUGCUGGGGAGAAGAGCCGGGAGCUCGAGACUUUGCGAAUCGACGCCGUGGCGAAUCUCGUGUGUUCCAGACAACGCGUAUGAGCAUGAGGCGCAAGAAGUCACUUAAACAGGAUUGUAUCCGCGAUGGCGACCAAACUCGCCGUCCGAAUUCAUGGAAGAAUGUGGCGCGUGCUAUUGAUAGAUUUUGUUUCCGGUUAACACUUUUCAUUGUUCUUCUCACUAACCUAAUGAUGAUGAUUGUUCUCGGUGCUUUCAGUUGAUUGGUACGGCCAUUUAUCUCAGCGAAAUCAAAACAAUUAAAGUGGAUGUAUCUGGAACUAGAAGACAGGCUAGUUAAUUUAUUGUUUAUUUUUCUGAGGAUUCCUCCUCAAAUAUGGAUUUAAAAUGAGAAAAAUAAAAAAUAUAUUUAUACGUACGUAGAGAAAAAUAAUGGUCAAGAACAGUGAGACAGAAAGAACUUACGAGUCGAAACUUUGGUGUAUCAAGUUUUGGUAAUUCACGGAUUUCAGUUCAGUACCUACUGGGGUCAAUAUUUUCUUUAAAUACUACCACCCCAAAUAGGGCCAGUGAAAAAAAAUGUUCAAGUAAGAUAAUUCGGUUGAAUCAUAAUUUCUUUUAAAAGACAGGCUAUGAGCUUAGUCAAAAUUUAUAUUUGGAUACCUAUGUAAAUAUUUAAAAAAUAUAUAUAUAUAUAUAUGUAUAUGUGUGUAUAAAUAUACAUACACACACACAUACACAUAUAUGUAUA